CAGUGAAGGUUAAAAUGGUGUUCUGCUGCAGCUUCAGCCAUGAGCAAGGUGGACUGGAGCCUUGUGACGGAAUCGGGUCGUGUAUAAAGGCGGCACCUGGCCACCGCUGGAUAGCUGGACGAGCGCGAGACAGACAGAGGAGCGAGGAAAAGUGAGCCGCCGCGCGCCCUACAGACCUGGGAACAAGAAGAAAAUGAUCAGAAACAUCUUCGUCUGCGCAGUAUCUCUGCUUCUACUACUUAACUUAGUGGGAGGCAAACCCAUUUCUGACCUACAGAGUUUGAAACAACUUUUAGAAGAGGAGAGUAACACCACGCCAUAUUUCUCAUCGGAGGAAAUGGAGGUGGAGGGGAAAGAUAAAAAGACAGACAAGUCGGUGUUCGGGGCUCCAGAGCAGCACACCUGGGACUCCACCGACCACAGCAACUCGGCGCUGGCGGCAAAAGAAAACGUCCUUGCGAGUCUCUUCAAAGACCUCAUGAGGACCUCGAAGCGCUCCUGGAGUCGGUACAAGAAGGGCGGGCUGAGGAGCUGCUUCGGUGUCCGGUUAGAGAGGAUCGGCUCCUUCAGCGGGUUGGGAUGCUGAAGGUGAGGAUGACUGAGUUUUCUCAUCUACACAUCAGUGUGACAUGAUCGUCCACAAAGCUUUGACUGACACUUUAAAGGGUGGUUACUUAAGUCUCCCCUAUCUAUGGUUCUCAUGAAGAACUGUGAUUUCCUUUUUCAUAUAUGAGCUGUUAUCAUAAUAGAUUAUUGUAAAUGUAUUAUUUAUUAUUUUCCUGUUGGAU
Molecule: messenger RNA, 788 nt
Organism: Larimichthys crocea (large yellow croaker)
Lineage: Eukaryota; Metazoa; Chordata; Actinopteri; Sciaenidae
Gene: nppal
Product: natriuretic peptide A-like
Exons: 4
Coding region: 194-586 (130 amino acids)
Biological process (GO): receptor guanylyl cyclase signaling pathway; cGMP biosynthetic process
Cellular component (GO): extracellular region
Molecular function (GO): hormone activity
Source: RefSeq, a predicted model, not a curated record